ACAGUCGGCGAGAUGCAGUCGAUGCAAAUGGCAGCGCGACGGGCCGCCGCCGUGGCCAGGCUCCAGUCGGGGCUGGGUGCUGGUAGCAAUGCUUCGGCUCUUGUGACGGUGCGAGCCGCGUCUUCUCAGGUCCACGAUGAAUGGCUGGCCAAGGCUACCAAGGAGAACAAGGGCCAAGAUCCUUAUGAGGCUUUGACAUGGAAGUCUCCCGAGGGCCUGAACAUCAAGCCCGUGUACUCGGCCGAGGACACGGCUGGCUUGCCCACGGAGAUGCCCGGGGUGUACCCCUUCACCCGCGGCCCUUAUGCGUCCAUGUACACCCGGCGCCCCUGGACCAUCCGUCAGUAUGCCGGUUUCAGCACCGUCGAAGAAUCCAACGCCUUUUACCGCAAAAACCUCGAGGCUGGCCAGCAGGGCCUCUCCGUGGCUUUCGACCUUGCCACGCAUCGCGGCUACGAUUCAGACAACGACCGCGUUGUGGGUGAUGUCGGUAUGGCUGGUGUGGCCAUCGACUCAGUGGAGGACAUGAAGCGUCUCUUUGAUGGCAUCCCCCUCGACAAGAUGUCCGUUUCCAUGACCAUGAACGGCGCCGUUCUCCCCAUCCUUGCCAUGUAUGUCGUCGCUGCCGAGGAGCAAGGCGUGAAGCAGGCCGACUUGGCCGGUACCAUCCAGAACGAUAUCCUCAAGGAAUUCAUGGUCCGCAACACCUUCAUCUACCCCCCGGAACCCUCAAUGCGCAUCAUCAGCGACAUCUUCGCCUACACGGCGGAGCACAUGCCCCGCUACAACUCCAUUUCCAUCUCUGGGUACCACAUGCAAGAAGCCGGUGCGGAUCCCAAGCUCGAACUGGCCUUUACCAUUGCCGAUGGUCUCGAGUACUGCCGCUCUGGCGUUAACGCUGGCCUCGAUAUCGACAAGUUUGCCCCUCGUCUCUCCUUUUUCUGGGCCAUUGGCAUGAACUUUUUUGUCGAAGUCGCCAAAAUGCGUGCCGGUCGUCGACUCUGGGCAAACCUGAUGAAGGAAAAGUUUGCCCCCAAGAAUGAGAAGUCCCUUCUUCUUCGUACCCAUUGCCAAACCUCGGGCGUGUCCCUGACAGAGCAGGAUCCCUACAACAACGUGAUUCGUACCACCGUUGAGGCCAUGGCUGCCGUCUUUGGCGGCACACAGUCUCUGCACACCAAUGCCUUUGACGAGGCUCUGGGCCUGCCCACCGUCACCUCUGCACGCAUUGCCCGCAACACUCAAAUCAUCCUCCAGGAGGAGACGCACAUCACCAAGGUCGCAGAUCCUUGGGCUGGUAGCUACAUGAUGGAGUCGCUGACCAACGAGAUGUACGACAAAGCACUGGAGAUUAUUCGCGAGGUCGAGGACCUCGGUGGCAUGGCCAAGGCUGUGGCCAGCGGGAUGCCCAAGCUACGCAUCGAGGAGAGCGCCGCUCGCAAGCAAGCACGCAUCGAUUCCAACAACGAGGUGAUUGUGGGUGUCAACAAGUAUCAGGUGCAGGAUGCCGAGAGCGUCGAGGUUCUCGCCAUCGACAAUGCGGAGGUGCUGCGCAAACAGGUGGACAAGAUCAAGACCCUGCGUGCUACGCGUGAUCAAAGCAAAACCGACGCAGCGCUUGCUGCCCUUGAGGCCGGCGCCACCAAUGGAGAAAACCUGCUGGCUUUGGCAAUUGAUGCAGCUCGCGCCCGUGCGACUGUUGGCGAGAUUUCUUCCGCCUUGGAAAAGGUCUGGGGCCGUCAUCAGCCGUCCACUCAGACCGUCUCUGGGGCAUAUGCCGCUGAGUUUGGUGAGACGGAUGAGCUGAAGAACGUGAUGGACGAAGUCAGCAAGUUUGCAGAAGACGAGGGCCGUCGCCCUCGCAUCCUCGUGGCCAAGAUGGGCCAAGAUGGCCACGACCGCGGACAAAAGGUCAUUGCCACUGGGUUUGCCGACCUUGGCUUUGAUGUCGAUGUGGCACCGCUUUUCCAAACACCACGUGAGGUGGCGCAGCAGGCUGUAGAUGCCGAUGUGCACGUCGUCGGUGUGAGCUCACAGGCUGCCGGUCACAAGACUCUUGUUCCUGCCCUCAUUGAUGAGCUCGCUGCCAUGGGCCGUGAGGAUAUUGUUGUCAUUUGUGGCGGUGUCAUUCCCCCUCAAGACUAUGAAUUUCUGGCAAGCAAGGGCGUCAAGCACGUCUUCGGUCCUGGUACGCGCAUUCCCGUCGCGGCACUCAAGGUGCUUCACGACAUUCCCCGCGAGCAGUAAAAAGGUCUUUGUUCUGAGAAGACCCUGCUUGACCCCGCCUUUUUUGGGGGGCCGUCGAGCUGAUGCCAAAUGAAAAAGGACGUUCAGGCGCUCAAUUUUCUGAUUCAGACACC
Messenger RNA from Monosiga brevicollis MX1, 2360 nucleotides. RefSeq lists its product as uncharacterized. The record is from RefSeq and is a predicted model, not a curated record. The transcript has 17 exons. Gene Ontology annotation, cellular component: mitochondrion. The coding region runs from base 13 to 2247 and encodes 744 amino acids. Gene Ontology annotation, molecular function: methylmalonyl-CoA mutase activity; metal ion binding; cobalamin binding. Lineage: Eukaryota; Choanoflagellata; Craspedida; Salpingoecidae.